AUGACAUCCGCGAAGGAAGGGAAGGCUGUUCCCGCGCUGCGGCAGCCUCUGGGCGCAGCAGAAGAGAGGCGCCGGAGCCCCCUGGCCCACUUCCCUCCCCCUGCCAAUUCCAGCAAACCUCUAACCCCCUUCGGCAUCGAAGACAUUCUCAGCAAACCUUCCGGGCACAAAGCCCCUUCCGCCCGCCUGCUGGAAAAGGUUGCCGGCUCAGCUGGAACCCCGCGGAACCGUGUGCCCGCUCCCGACUCUCCGCUCUGCGCCCUGGAGGAGCUGGCGAGCAAGACGUUCAAGGGGCUGGAACUCAACGUGCUUCAGGCGGCCGAAGGCCGGGACCAGCUGGGCGCCUUUGGGCCGCGUCCUCCGUCGAAAAAGCGGCGCAAGUCGCGCACGGCCUUCACCAACCACCAGAUCUACGAGCUGGAGAAGCGCUUCCUCUACCAGAAGUAUCUCUCUCCCGCCGACCGAGACCACAUCGCGGCGCAGCUGGGCCUGAGCAACGCGCAGGUGAUCACCUGGUUCCAGAACCGCCGCGCCAAACUGAAGCGAGACCUGGAGGAGAUGAAGGCCGACGUGGAGUCGCUAAAGAAGUUGCCCCCCGCCGCCCUGGAGAAACUGGCCAGCAUGCCCGAGCUGGAACCCCCGGGCGUCUCCGGACCUGCCCGAGCCCGCGGGAGCAACCUCUCCCGCACGUCGCCCCCGCCCUCACCCAGCGCUUCACGCCACACCACGGACCCUUUCUCCGACGGCGAGGAAGAGGAGGAGGAGGAAGAGAUCGACGUGGGAGACUGA
This is a messenger RNA of Thamnophis sirtalis, 789 nucleotides long. RefSeq names its product ladybird homeobox 2 (gene LBX2). The record is from RefSeq and is a predicted model, not a curated record. Gene Ontology annotation, biological process: regulation of transcription by RNA polymerase II. NCBI's taxonomy places the organism in Eukaryota, Metazoa, Chordata, Lepidosauria, Squamata, Natricidae. Gene Ontology annotation, molecular function: DNA-binding transcription factor activity, RNA polymerase II-specific; sequence-specific double-stranded DNA binding. Gene Ontology annotation, cellular component: nucleus.